Molecule: messenger RNA, 849 nt
Organism: Erigeron canadensis
Lineage: Eukaryota; Viridiplantae; Streptophyta; Magnoliopsida; Asterales; Asteraceae
Product: truncated transcription factor CAULIFLOWER A-like
Exons: 8
Coding region: 79-849 (256 amino acids)
Biological process (GO): positive regulation of transcription by RNA polymerase II
Cellular component (GO): nucleus
Molecular function (GO): DNA-binding transcription factor activity, RNA polymerase II-specific; protein dimerization activity; RNA polymerase II cis-regulatory region sequence-specific DNA binding
Source: RefSeq, a predicted model, not a curated record
ACUUACAUCUAGCUUUCCUUUUCUAGCCAAGAGUAUCUUCAGUUUCUGGAUUUGGUUUGUUUGGUUUUCUCAAGAAAGAUGGGUAGGGGAAAGGUACAGUUAAGAAGGAUAGAAAACAAGAUAAACAGGCAAGUAACUUUCUCAAAGAGGAGAGGUGGCUUAUUGAAGAAAGCCCAUGAAAUUUCUGUUCUUUGUGAUGCUGAAGUUGCCUUAAUUGUCUUCUCUAACAAAGGAAAGCUCUUUGAGUUUUCUACUGACUCUUGCAUGGAAAGCAUCUUGGAGCGAUAUGAGCGAUACUCUUACACUGAGAGGCAGCUAGUUGCAACCGAUGCUACCCCGCGAUGCUGGACCCUAGAGUACAACAAACUCAAAUCUAGGGCUGAGCUUUUACAAAGAAAUCACAGGCAUUAUAUGGGUGAAGAUAUUGAGUCAUUGAGCUUGAAGGAAAUCCAGAAUUUGGAGCAGCAACUUGAUACUGGUCUCAAGAACAUCCGCACAAGAAAAAAUCAGCUCCUACAUGAAUCAAUCUCCGAGCUUCAGAAAAAGGGAAAGGCCAUACAGGAGCAGAACGCUACUUUGACAAAGAAAAUCAAGGAGAAGGAGAAAAACAAAACAUCAAUAACAGAAAACGCGCAUCAUCAAUGGGAACAGCAUAACUAUGUCGACCACGAUCCAGCCUUCCUCAUGCCUCCACCUCAACCUCUCAACAUGGGAGAAAACUACAACCAAGGUGCCGGUGGUGGUGGUGGUGGUGGUGGUGAAGGAGUUGCAGGUGACGGGAGGAGCAACGGACUUGACCUGAGUCUGCAGCCAAUAUAUUCAUGCCACAUGAGGUGCUUUCCUUCGUAA